GGUUGUACCAACGCCUGGCGGGGAGAAUGGCUCGAACAGCGGCAAUGAUAGGCGAUGGAUAAAGACGUCCGCGUCUGAUAAAGCGCAGAUCUCGUGCGGUCACGAUUCGUGCGCCGCCAAUCUCCGCGUGUUUGGUUAUACAGCUGUCGUUCUAUUCGCGCCGCUCGUAAAAUAUAUCCGUCUAUUUGAGACUUAACGCAUAUGGUACGCAUCGUGUUUUCCAAAAGUGCCGACAAACGGGUGGUUGUCAACGCCAUUAUCUUUCUCGCGGGGCUAAAACAAGCUCAAGUAUGGAGAAUUACACGUCAGACUCCAGCGACUCGGAUUCCGCCUUAAGAACAUUGGACCUGUCGUAUCUGUCACUGGACAACGAAGUGUUAGAUAAGCGAUUCUUCAAUACCAAAGAUCCAGAGCAAGUGGACACCUUGUUGUUAAGCCACAAUUCUCUCACAAUUCUUCCCGCCAGUAUCAGCAGAUUCAACAGUCUGAAUUCUCUCGACAUCUCGAACUGCGGCCUCACUAGAUUACCAGAUUUUUGGACGGAUUGUCCUUUAACUUGCUUAAUUGCGAAACAUAACAAUUUAGCCAAUGACGGAUUGGCGAAAGAUUUUGAAAAUCUCGCUAGUCUAAGGGAACUCAAUCUAAGUGGUAAUAGUCUCACGGAAUUUCCUGAUCAGAUUCUCGAUCUACCUAGUUUAAAAUAUCUUUACUUGGGUGGCAAUCGUAUCAACGAGAUUACUAAGGACAUUUGGAAACUGCAGGGCUUGCGAGUUUUGUCAAUGGGAGACAACAGAUUAACAGAGGUACCUUCCACUCUUGGUGAAUUAAAAGCUCUACAGGCUCUUGUACUUUGCGAUAACAUGCUAGAGAGCCUACCAAGUUCAAUAGCAAAUUUGACAAAUCUGAAGACUCUAUCGCUUCACAAGAACAGACUACGGACAUUACCUACCGAAAUAAUAACAUUAAAGUGCCUUACAGAGUUGUCUUUACGAGAUAAUCCAUUGGUGGUGAGAUUUGUAUCCGACAUGACACAUAAUCCGCCAUCGUUGCUGGAGCUAGCGGCGCGCGUCAUCAAGUACAGCGAUAUUCGUUACGAUAAUGAGAGCAUACCACACAAUUUAGUACAAUACCUUAAUAGUGCCCACUCUUGCGUCAAUCCUAAAUGCAAAGGUGUUUUCUUUAAUAAUCGCGUGGAGCACAUUAAAUUUGUCGACUUCUGCGGUAAAUAUCGCUUACCGCUAUUGCAAUACUUAUGUAGCAGCAAGUGCAUUGAAACACGUGACAGCGAUGAGGAACUCGUAAGCGGUGCCAUGAUCAGAAAGGUUCUUCUUGGCUAAUAAGAUUUUAAAGACAUAUUUCUGUGAUGGAAUAUAUUGGAAUUAUUUCAAUGAAAUAAAGAUUUUCCGUUGCUUGAUUCCUCACGAUCAGAAUUUCAAAGAUAGCAGGGUAAAUUUGAAUCUGUUUUGAAUGUUUGGAGAAAUAAAAGAAUUUUUUGACCAAUUUAAGACAUAAAACCUUA
Molecule: messenger RNA, 1519 nt
Organism: Monomorium pharaonis (pharaoh ant)
Lineage: Eukaryota; Metazoa; Arthropoda; Insecta; Hymenoptera; Formicidae
Product: leucine-rich repeat-containing protein 58
Exons: 5
Coding region: 291-1337 (348 amino acids)
Molecular function (GO): protein binding
Source: RefSeq, a predicted model, not a curated record